This is a messenger RNA of Condylura cristata (star-nosed mole), 3214 nucleotides long. RefSeq names its product transmembrane protease, serine 9 (gene TMPRSS9). Gene Ontology annotation, biological process: proteolysis. NCBI's taxonomy places the organism in Eukaryota, Metazoa, Chordata, Mammalia, Eulipotyphla, Talpidae. The transcript has 18 exons. The record is from RefSeq and is a predicted model, not a curated record. Gene Ontology annotation, molecular function: serine-type endopeptidase activity; protein binding. The coding region runs from base 1 to 3138 and encodes 1045 amino acids.
AUGGAGCCCUCUGCUGGUGAGCUGCAGCUCGUGCCCAGGGCGGCGAAGGGUGACGCCGUGGGCCCCGACGCCGUGUGCUCUCGAGCCGUGGUCUCUGCUGUGGUGGCCGCUGCCACUGUCGUCACCACCCUGGGGCUCCUCGUGGCCUCCUUGUCUGCCCGGGGCGUGGACGUGGAGCACACGGCGGAGCUGCUGGGCAUCCGCUACGCCCACAGCUUGCAGGAGGAGGCCUCCGAGUAUCGCCGCACACUGACGCCUGCCCUGGAGGCCCUGUUUUUAAGCAGCUUUUGGAAGACAGAGCUGGAGGCCAGCUGCGUGAGCUGCACGGUGCUCAGUUACAGGGCGGGCAACGCCAGCGUCCUGGUGCGCUUCCGGCUGCACUUUCUGUUCCCCGGGCUGUGGGGCCCCCGGCCGGGCCUGGAGGAGGAGAGGCUGCUGCAGGAGGGGCUCCGGGCUCGGCUGCGGGGGCCCGGCCUGGCGCUGGCCGCCUACGGCACCAUCCUGUCUGCGGAGCUCAGAGGUGAGCAGAAGGGGCCGUGGACAGAGAGAGACUUCAAAUCAGGUCGCUGUCCGGAGAGCGCCUUCUCCUGCCGCAACAGCCAGUGUGUGACCAAGGAGAACCCGGAGUGCGACGACAGAGUGGACUGCGCUGACGGCUCCGACGAGGCCCGCUGUGCGACGGUUUUGUUCCAAGCCCCCACCGAGUGGGUGGCCUACGCGGGCACCACCCACCUGAGCGGCGGCGAGGCGGGCACGGCGCGGGCGCCCGUGGCGCGCGUCUUCACGCACCCCGCCUACAACGCGGACACCGCCGACUUCGACGUGGCGGUGCUGCAGCUGCGCAGCCCGCUGCCCUUCGGCCGGCGCGUGCAGCCCGUGUGUCUGCCCGCCGCCUCGCACGUCUUCCCGGCCGGGCGCAGGUGCCUCAUCUCGGGCUGGGGCUACCUCAAGGAGGACUUCCUGGUCAAGCCGGAGAGGCUGCAGAAAGCCACGGUGGAGCUGCUGGACCAGAGCCUGUGCGCCAGCCUGUACGGCCACUCGCUCACGGACAGGAUGGUGUGUGCCGGCUACCUGGACGGGAAGGUGGAUUCCUGCCAGGGUGACUCUGGAGGACCCCUGGUCUGUGAAGAGCCCUCUGGAAGGUUCUUCCUGGCUGGCAUUGUGAGCUGGGGAAUUGGUUGUGCAGAAGCCUGGCGUCCGGGGGUCUAUGCUCGAGUGACCAGGCUGCGUGACUGGAUCCUGGAGGCAAUCACCAUGGCAAGCAAGCCUCUGGCUCCCACUGUGGCUCCUGCCCCCACCAUGUCAAGCAAUACCUGGACCACCAGCCCUAAAAGCGGGGUGGCAGACACCCCCACUAAGCUCACGUUGGCCCUCGGCACUGUACCUCUUGACUCAGUCACCACUUCUAAGCCACAAGAGUGCGGGGCCAGGCCGGCUGUGGAGAAGCCCACCAGGAUCGUGGGCGGGUCUGGAGCCGCGCAUGGGGAUGUGCCCUGGCAGGUCAGCCUGAAGGAAGGUUCCCGGCACUUCUGUGGCGCCACCGUGGUGGGCGACCGCUGGCUGCUGUCCGCGGCACACUGCUUCAACCACACAAAGGCGGAGCAGGUGCGGGCCCACCUGGGCACAGCAUCCCUCUCGGGCAUCGGGGGGAGUCCAGUGAAGAUGGGGCUCAAGAGAGUGCUGCUGCACCCCCACUACAACCCGGCCAUCCUGGACUUCGACGUGGCGGUGCUGGAGCUGGCGGGGCCCCUGGUCUUCAACAAGCACGUCCAGCCAGUCUGCCUGCCUCUGGCCAUCCACAAGUUCCCCGCGGGCCGCAAGUGCGUGGUCUCUGGCUGGGGUAACACACAGGAGGGGAACGCCACCAAGCCUGACGUUCUGCAGCGAGCGUCCGUGGGCAUCAUAGACCAGAAGGCCUGCAGCUCCCUGUACAACUUCUCCCUCACUGACAGGAUGCUGUGCGCCGGCUUCCUGGAGGGCGGCGUGGACUCCUGCCAGGGUGACUCUGGGGGGCCGCUGGCCUGUGAGGAGACCCCCGGCGUGUUUUAUCUGGCGGGGAUUGUGAGCUGGGGAAUCGGCUGUGCUCAGGCCAGGAAGCCCGGCGUGUACGCCAGGAUCACCAGGAUGAAGGGCUGGAUCCUGGACGCCAUGUCUCCCCGCCCCCGCCCCACGCCGGCGCCCUCCCCCACCAGGAUGCCCACCGCUGCCAGCCGCAGCCCGCGGACACUGGCGGGGCUCACGGCCCCCUGGGUUACCACCGGCAGACCCGCCCCUGGGCUCACCAGCGGAGCCACCAGCCAGCCUGCCAACAGGACAGCCGCAGCCUUGGGCACCUCCACUCGGCAGCAGACGCCUCUGGCCGAGGCCCCAGAGACCACCAGGGGCCCCCAGCUGCCAGACUGCGGACUGGCACCGGCUGCGGCGGGACUGACCAGGAUCGUGGGCGGCAGUGCCGCGGGCCACGGGGAGUGGCCGUGGCAGGUCAGCCUGUGGCUGCGACGCCGGGAGCAUCGCUGCGGGGCUGUGCUGGUGGCCGAGCGGUGGCUGCUGUCCGCCGCGCACUGCUUCGACGUCUACGGGGACCCCACGCAGUGGGCGGCCUUCCUGGGCACGCCGCUGCUGGGCGGCGCCGACGGGCAGCUGGCGCGGGUGGCGCGCAUCUACAAGCACCCCUUCUACAACCUGUACACGCUGGACUACGACGUGGCGCUGCUGGAGCUGGCGGGGCCCGUGCGCCGCAGCCGCCUGGUGCGGCCCAUCUGCCUGCCCGAAGCGGCCCCUCGGCCCCCCGACGGCACCCGCUGCGUCAUCACCGGCUGGGGCUCGCUGCGAGAGGGAGGGGCCGCGGCGCGGCGGCUGCAGAAGGCGGCCGUGCGCCUCCUCAGCGAGCAGGCCUGCCGCCGCUUCUACCCGGUGCAGAUCAGCAGCCGCAUGCUGUGCGCAGGCUUCCCGCACGGCGGCGUGGACAGCUGCUCGGGUGAUGCUGGGGGACCCCUCGCCUGCAGGGAGUCUUCCGGCAGAUGGGUGCUAACCGGGGUUACCAGCUGGGGUUAUGGCUGUGGCCGGCCCCAUUUCCCAGGUGUCUAUACCCGGGUGGCUGCUGUGCGGGGCUGGAUCGGGCAGAACAUCCAGGAAUGACCACCACGUGGCCGCCCAGACUCAGGACCAGAGAUGCAAAGGCAGGAGCGUGGCCAAUCCCAAAGGGGGAGUCCAG